UAGUGGUGGAAUCCGCGCAAUGAGUGAUCGAGGGGGGCCAUUCUGUUUCAUACGGCCACUGGAAACUCUGUGCACCCUGUCAACUGUCAGAGGAGUUGAGAAAGCCUCCGCGCCAAAAGUUUCUUUCAGGAAUAUCUCAGUAAAAGCGGAUGGCUGCGAGCCCUCAACUUUUUCAGUUUCACUUGCGGUGUGGCAGCAUGUGACUGUGACAAAAGGUCAGACAGUCGAUUUAAGCUGCCCAAUUAUUCAUGCUCACCAGAGUGUGGAGUGGAAGAACCCUGAAGGAUAUAUUAUGUUCUUCAAGCACAAUCAAGCUGAAGUGUCCAGAGGUGUAAAGGAUCAACGCUACACCAUCAAAGACCUAUCCGAGUCAGAAUUCACCAUCAGUAUAUCUGAUGUCACCUUCAAAGAUGGAGGAAACUACACAUGCUCUCACUAUGACACCCAUAUAACAGAGAAAACAGUACUGUUGACAGUGUUAGGUAAUCCCAUAAUAACCAAAGUAAAGCGUGGACGACGGUUUGAUAUGAAAUGCAUUGCUGAGGGGAACCACUAUCCUCCACAGAUCUUCUGGAAAUUGGAUCAUGGGCCUGAAAUUCUUGCUAAUUCCCAAGUCCUGCAGGAAAGUGAAAGAUAUGUCUCAAAGGCUAUGUUAAGUGUUCAGUCUGUGGAAAACAGAGUCACUGUGGAAUGCCUUGUUCAUCACCCAGCACUAUACUCACAACCUCUGAUUGAUUUUGUCAAAAUUGGAAAAAAUGCCAUAAAGGCCAGCCAAACAACCACAACCAGAUUACCCACAGCUCAUCCUCAAAGACCAACAGAGGUGAGGAGAACAACAACUAGCUGGUUACAUGGGAGAACAACAGUAUACCUCACAACCAGAGAUGUGACUGGGUUUCCAUCAGAGAGCUCCAAAAAGUUAUCAACUGUUCCUUCCAGUCAGCUGUUUUCCUCUAAUGAGCCAAAUACGGUUACAACACCCACUGGAUUAUCUGUGAAUCCUGUUACAUCCACAGGCUCACUUCUCAGCACUAAUGACUCAUUCAGGGAGAGGAAUGACACAAUCAGCAAUACAAUAAGAACGACAGGCUGGACAUCAGUCUCUGAGACAACAGAGGUGAUCACAUCCUAUAACCAUACAGAGGGAAACACAACAGGAAGCUUUAAUGGCCCAAAGAUGCAGACACGAACCAAAGGAAAUUCACCUUUACUGGUCUUACUGGUGACAUGCCUGAUAUUUGGUCUUCUGGUGGUGGUAAUUUUUUUUGCCAUGAAGUUGAGAAGAGCGCACAUCACCUGGAAAAGAGUUUUUAUUGUUGCAGAGAAUGACGACUCUGAUCCAUCUGAGGAAAGCAGUAAAUCCAAAUCAAGCCAGGAAGAGAAGAACUCCCAAGGACAAAGGCGAAGAGGGCUUUUCAACACAGCAUUUACACAGUACGUUGUUGAAGAACCACCAGUGAUAUUCUCAGUGAUAAACACCACUGUGAUGCCAACAACAGAGACUGAAAAUAAAGAGCAAACUGAGAGACACACUUCAGCCAAAUGUGACAUAAAGGAGACAGAACUGUAAAAAAUUAUGUAUAUAUAACAUGGGCAGUAUCACCAGCACCACGCUCACGGAUUAAGAUGAUCAAUUCUUUUUUCUUUUUACUACACUUGUAACUAAAAUGUGCAUGUUUACACAGAAAAUGUUUUAACACAAUGCUUAUAUCUGCAGUAGGCUAUUCAGUUGUACUGUAUAAAUACUUUGUACAUUAUUUACAUUUUUGUAUCAAUAAAUUGUAUUUUUGCAUACUUUAAA
Acanthopagrus latus (yellowfin seabream) is the source of this 1801-nucleotide messenger RNA. RefSeq names its product cell adhesion molecule 2. Gene Ontology annotation, biological process: positive regulation of natural killer cell mediated cytotoxicity directed against tumor cell target; cell recognition; detection of tumor cell. The coding region runs from base 20 to 1570 and encodes 516 amino acids. Lineage: Eukaryota; Metazoa; Chordata; Actinopteri; Spariformes; Sparidae. Gene Ontology annotation, molecular function: signaling receptor binding. The transcript has 11 exons. Gene Ontology annotation, cellular component: plasma membrane. The record is from RefSeq and is a predicted model, not a curated record.